Molecule: messenger RNA, 3672 nt
Organism: Anopheles nili
Lineage: Eukaryota; Metazoa; Arthropoda; Insecta; Diptera; Culicidae
Gene: Myo31DF
Product: unconventional myosin ID
Exons: 9
Coding region: 1-3072 (1023 amino acids)
Biological process (GO): vesicle transport along actin filament; actin filament organization
Cellular component (GO): vesicle; plasma membrane; myosin complex
Molecular function (GO): microfilament motor activity; ATP binding; actin filament binding
Source: RefSeq, a predicted model, not a curated record
AUGGCUAUGAGGCAGGAAGUGGGGGUGCAAGACUUUGUGCUGCUCGACUCGGUAACGCAGGAGAAUUUCAUGGACAACCUGAAGCGAAGGUUUCAGGCCGGCAAAAUCUACACAUACAUCGGUGAGGUUUGUAUUUCGGUGAACCCGUACCGCGACAUGAACAUCUACGGACCGGAGUACGUGAGUCGGUACAAGGGGCGAGAGCUGUUCGAAAACGCGCCCCACAUCUUCGCCAUCGCAGACGCCGCAUACCGAGUGCUAAAGCAACGUAACAAUGAUACCUGCAUUAUGAUUUCGGGCGAAUCCGGUGCCGGCAAAACCGAGGCGUCCAAGAUCAUUAUGAAGUACAUAGCGGCCGUCACGAAUCAGGGAAAGCAGAGUGAGAUUGAACGGGUAAAAAAUGUACUCAUUAAAAGUAAUGCAAUCCUGGAAUGCUUCGGAAAUGCUAAAACCAACCGUAAUGACAAUAGUAGCCGUUUUGGUAAGUACAUGGACAUCGAGUUCGACUACAAAGGAGAUCCGGUUGGUGGCAUAAUUACGAACUACUUGCUGGAAAAAUCACGAGUCAUCCAGCAGCAGAGCGGGGAACGAAAUUUCCAUUGCUUUUAUCAGCUACUGCGUGGCGGCUCAAAUAAUGAAAUACAACAGUUCAAUUUAGGGAGAGACCCGGCGGCCUAUCACUACACCAACCAAGGCAGCACGGAAACCCUUUCGGAAAAGUCAGAUUAUCGAGCCACCACCGCUGGGCUGCAGGCUCUUGGAUUUAGCCCGGAAGAGAUUUCGAUGGUGUGGCGCACGGUAGCGGCAAUUUUACAUUUAGGAAACAUCGACUUCCGUAUGCAGGAGGAAAGCGUCAGCAUAGUGAAUGGCAAGACGUUAGCGAAUGUUGCUCAAUUGUUGCAAGUCACCGAGGAUGAAAUGCGUAGUGCUCUUACGGAACGGGUAAUUGCCGCGCGAGGUGAAAUUAUGACCAAAAGCCACGACACGAAGCAGGCCGAGUACGGUCGAGAUGCGUUGGCCAAAGCGAUAUAUGACCGCAUGUUCACCUGGAUCAUACAGCGCAUCAAUAAGGCCAUCCUUGUGCCGGGAAGUGCUACCCAAAAGCGCUACAACAAGGUAAUCGGUGUGCUGGAUAUUUACGGUUUCGAGAUAUUUGACCGGAACAGCUUUGAACAGUUUUGCAUCAACUACUGCAACGAAAAGUUGCAGCAGUUGUUCAUUGAGCUGGUGCUGAAACAGGAACAGGAAGAGUAUAACCGCGAAGGUAUCGAGUGGACCAAUAUCGAGUACUUCAAUAAUCAGAUUAUUUGUGCGCUUGUCGAACAGGCCGACAAAGGCGUCAUCGCCAUCAUGAACGAGGCCUGUUUGAAUGUGGGAAAAAUAACCGACGAAAUGCUGCUAGGCGAUAUGGACAAAAAGCUAACGCAUCAUCCACACUACAGCAGCCGCCAGUUGAAACCAAUGGACAAGGAAUUGCGUCACAAGGAAGAUUUUCGCAUCACGCAUUACGCCGGGGAUGUAAUCUAUUCCAUCAAUGGAUUUAUAGAGAAAAACAGAGACACUUUGUUCCAGGACUUCAAACGGUUGUUGUACGGUUCGCACGAUAAACUGAUUAGCUCGAUGUGGCCCGAGGGAGCACAGGAUAUAGCCAAAACGACGAAGCGUCCUCUGACAGCUGGCACACUGUUCCAAAAAUCGAUGGCAGAGCUCGUAGCUACGUUGCUUCGGAAGGAACCUCUGUAUGUGCGGUGCAUUAAGCCUAACGAUGUCAAGAGCCCGACCGUUUUCGAUGAUGUUCGCGUUGAGCAUCAGGUGCGAUACUUGGGUCUGUUGGAAAACGUACGUGUACGGCGUGCCGGAUUCGUACAUCGACAGCGGUAUGACAAGUUUCUGCUGCGAUACAAGAUGAUUUCACAGUACACGUGGCCGAACUUCCGCGGUGGCAAUGACCAUGACGGAGUCAAGGUGUUGAUGAAUGAAAAAAACUUUGCACAUGACGUGCGUUUCGGGAGAACGAAAAUAUUUAUCCGUUCGCCGCAAACGCUGUUUGCGCUAGAGCAGCAACGGAACGACAUGAUACCGCACAUUGUGACACUACUGCAGAAGCAGGUCCGUGGGUGGAUUGCGCGGCAAAAGUACAAGAAGAUGAAGGCUGCCCUUGUUAUCAUGCGCCACUACCGCAAGUAUAAGCUGAAGAGCUACGUGCAGGAUCUCGCGAUUCGAUUCCGCAAUGCACGCACGCUGCGCGACUACGGUAAGAGCAUACAGUGGCCCCAGCCUCCGCUUGUCGGUCGGCAAGCGGAGCGGCAACUCCGGAUGCUGCAUUCUCGCUGGCGUGCUGCGAUGAUCCUUCGCAAGUACCCACGCGAAGAGUGGCCACAGCUGCGACUGCAGAUUAUCGCCGCUGGUGCGUUCCGCAAGCGAAGGAAAUUCUGGGGUCACGAUCGCAGGUGGCUCGGUAACUAUCUAUCGAUCGUAGCAGAAAACAGCAACUAUUCGUCGUACAAUGCGAGCGUGCGCAACAUAAAGAAUUCGGAUAACUUUGAUACGAUCGUGUUUUCGGCGUUUGUGAAAAAGUUCAACAAAUGCAACAAAUCUGCCGACCGAGCGAUCAUAGUUACCGACGGUGCUAUUUACAAGCUGGACGGAGCGAAGAACAAAUUCCGGAACAUGAAACGGAAGGUUCCCAUUCGGGAGAUUACAUCGAUCACUGUGAGUCCAGGACGAGAUCAGCUAGCAGUGUUUCAUUCACACCAUAACAAUGACCUCAUCGUGGCCUUACAAGGCGAACAUCAGACGUUGAAAGAGGAUCGUAUCGGAGAGUUAAUAGCACAUGUCGUUAGACGAUACUUUGCUAUUUGUCAGCAAGAACUCCCGGUUAACGUGGCACCGUCAUUCGCACUACGAUUGGGAAACAAAUCAAGGUCGCUUAGUGUUGAAGCUGCUGUGGGGCAGGAUAUGCCAGAAUUUUCGUAUGCCGGUACUUUCAUCAUCUUUAAGGUUCCUCCGGCAUAUGCCAGCCCCAUGGAAACAUCAGAAGCCGUUCCGAACACACUACCGCAGCGAUACUAGAGCAUAACAUAGAUUAAGUAGGACACACGACAAGCGUAAGUGCCAUCACUAUUGACGAAACAGAAUAUAACCUACACGCACCUAUGCAUUGAGAAACCCCAAACAAGUAACAAAAGCGAUGAUUUCAUGGCUAUAAAAUAUUAUGGAAUAACAGGCAAAUGGGUACGCAUAUGCGGAUGCAAUUGAAUGUGAUAAUGCAGCAGUAGUGUUUUGUUACCGACCUGGUUGAAAUUACAGGUAUUGAAACAGUUUUACAAGGCGUACACUCCACCAUUGUCAUCGUAAGGAGUUGUUGCAUAAGUUUAUUUUUUUCGCAUUAUCCUAACAUUUUAAGUAAUAUUCAUUUUUAUUGUUUUGACAAUUAGAAUUAGACCGCUCUUUAGAAAGCUUCGGAAGCUUCUCAUUGUUUUCUGAUGUACUUAUUUGCCUUUAAACCUGCACAUACCUAGUUUGUGCAGGCGCAAAUCGCGAUUGUUGUGCCUUUUACAUUUCUCCAAUAAUUGAAAAUGCCAAUGGAGAUGGAAAGAUACAAAAACGAAACAAUCAUUGAAAAAAGUGUAAUAGUAUUGACUGAAAAAACGAUUUUUACAUGGUUUAUGC